Molecule: messenger RNA, 510 nt
Organism: Mucor velutinosus
Lineage: Eukaryota; Fungi; Mucoromycota; Mucoromycetes; Mucorales; Mucoraceae
Exons: 3
Coding region: 1-510 (169 amino acids)
Biological process (GO): regulation of actin filament polymerization
Molecular function (GO): protein binding
Source: RefSeq, a predicted model, not a curated record
AUGAUUACUCAAUUUUCUUGGAUAUUUCUUUUGGGCAUUCAACAUGAAGUUUCAGUACUUCGUUCUUUUAGUGAUCUGAAUCAUCACCAUCGUGUAUACACAAACAGCAUUCAUCACUAUCAAAAGGAGCAGCCAUCCAAUAACAACAUUGUGUUUGGCAAUAACACUAUGCUGGACCUGCAAAAUCCAAGUUAUCCUACACCUAUCCCAACACAGACCUCCUAUCCUACGACAUCUCCUAAAAACCAAUUGGUCUCGGUCCCAAUCUACAUGAAUUCGCCACCUAGUCCACAACAAGAUCCAUCAAAUACAGUCUUUUUAUCACCUCAUUCCGAAUAUUUGAUUCCUGUUACAGCUAUCCAUAACUAUCGAGCAAAUAAAGAAGAUCCCAACGAGCUGUCAUUUACAAAAGGUGAAUUGCUGUAUGUCCAUGAAAAGAAGGGAAGCUGGUGGCAAGCAAAGAAAUCGGAUGGUACCAUUGGCAUGAUCCCUAGCAAUUAUGUGAAUUAG